Molecule: messenger RNA, 552 nt
Organism: Symbiodinium sp. CCMP2592
Lineage: Eukaryota; Dinophyceae; Suessiales; Symbiodiniaceae
Source: the annotation of a GenBank genome assembly
AUGAAGAAGCCCGCCUCCAUUUCAGCUGGGAAGUCGAUGAAAGCAAUGAAGGCGAUGAAGGCCAUGAAGGUCAUGAAGGCCAGCAAGGCGAUGAAAGCCAUGAAGGUCGCGAAGGCCAGCAAGGCCAUGAAGGCUCCGGCGGCGAAAGCGAUGAAGGCGAAGGCCAUGAAGGGGACAGCGAUGAAGGCCAUGAAGACGAAGCCGAUGAUCCCUGCCGGAAAGAAGGCUAAAGUGCCCAACUGGUGUGUGACUCCCUUCUAUGCAGCGAACAACUGUGUGGAGGUGUCGCAGCUGGAUGGCAUGCGCUUUGUCAUGACGCAGUCGAUACAUGUUGAGUGCACCAUCAGCCAAGUGUUGGAGCACAUGUCUGGUUGCGAUCGUGAGCAUGUGUACGAGCCGAUAGGGAUCGCCGUGUGCUGCUCGAAGAGGCCGAUCGAGAAGAAAGAUGAUGUCAAGAAGAAGGACGAUGACCGGCACGAUGUGAGCAGCAGCGGUGACGAAAGCAGUGGUGACAAUACAGAUACAAGCAGCUCACACUGGGGGCCCUGGUGA